CGCCGGCGUCACACGCACCGCCACUUCCGGCAUGCGCAGGGACGCACCUUCCGGCUCAGGUCCUCCGUGGCUGCCGUAGUCGGCUGGCCGGGCGGCUAGGAGUUCCCGGAAGUGCCCGGGCAGCCGGUUUCCGGUGCAGGUGGGGAAAAUGGCGGUGGCUACAGUGUUCUCGACUUCGUCGCGGAUGCUUGCUCUGUCAAGGCACAGCCUAUUGUCUCCUUUGCUCAGUGUGACAUCAUUGAGACGCUUCUACAGAGGUGACAGCCCAACAGAUUCCCAAAAGGACAUGAUUGAAAUCCCUUUGCCUCCAUGGCAGGAGAGAACUGAUGAAUCCAUAGAAACCAAAAGAGCCCGCCUGCUCUAUGAGAGCAGAAAGAGGGGAAUGUUGGAAAACUGCAUUCUUCUUAGUCUUUUUGCUAAAGAACAUCUGCAGCACAUGACAGAAAAGCAGCUGAACCUCUAUGACCGCCUGAUUAACGAGCCUAGUAAUGACUGGGAUAUUUACUACUGGGCCACAGAAGCUAAACCAGCCCCAGAAAUAUUUGAAAAUGAAGUCAUGGCCCUGCUGAGAGACUUUGCUAAAAACAAAAACAAAGAGCAGAGACUGCGUGCCCCAGAUCUGGAGUACCUCUUUGAAAAGCCACGUUGAGCUGUGCUCCACGGCCUGGCAUGGGGGUUCAGUCUGUGGAUGGUAACUACUUAUGAUGGACGUUAGCCUUGCUUCCGGCUUCUUAGAUGCCCAGCUGCCCUACCCCAGACCACUGGUCCUGCCUCAAGUGAUGGACAUAACCCUCUCCCAGGACAUACAUGUAAAUGCACAGUGUGACUCAUUCUCAUACUUUUUUGUUCAGCUCUGAGCCUCAAAAGUGAUUUGGCAGCAACGCUGGCAUGCAGGCUUUGCCUGGCUGCUAUCUCUAGAGGCAAGUCUGCCACGAGAGGGCACUGCAGGCGAAGCAGUUGUGCUUGCUCAUUGCCUCAGCCCAAGUGUACUCAAAGAAAAGAGGCAGCCAGCUGUGCAUGCUGUAAGGAAAGCCUCCCGCCCUCCCUGCAGCUCCCCGCCCUCAGUGGCCCAGGGCUUUGUUGAAGUGGAACUCCCCACUUCCAACCUGGUAUGGCUUCUUCUGCGAAGGGAAGCUGAUCCCAGCCUCCUGAGCUGAAUCCUUCAAAGGCACAGCAGGCAGAAUGAGGGCCACAGGCAGCAGUGGUGUGGGCACACUGCUUAGGAGUCAACAUCUUCAUCAUUGGGCUUUCUUUAAAACGUGCACUUUGUAAGUUGAGAGAGAAUUAUUAAAGCAUACUGAAAAAAGGAAAUUUACAAUUUCCCAGCCCUCACAAUUAAUUUUAAUUUUGUCUAUUUUCAUAUAACCCAUAGUCAUAUGUUUAUAGAGUUUUACAAGUUCACAAUUACAGGUUUUAUUUUCAUGUAGCCCUAUAGAAAACUUUCCCCCUCAUUCCUACAGUCUUCACAAUUAGUUGACUAAAUAAUAAUACAUAAGAAAUAAUAUAUUAGAAUGAAUUAGUUAGAAGUGUUUUUAAAAGCUCUAGGGCUGUGUGACUUCUGUGUUGCUAGUGGUGCCCUCCCUGGAGGGGUUUUGCCCUCGGAGCUGUCAUCCAGGCAGUAGAAUCAGUCACCCAAACUGGACCAGGUGCAUCUAAAGGUGUUGACCAGAAGAAGGUCGGCCAGAUUUGAUGAGCAGGUGGUUGGUGAUUAUAGGAGCCGCACACGGGGACUACACACGCACAUGUUUCCAGCAUUGUUGAGCUCCAGGGUUCCUACAGAGCUACCUCAUGGUUCCUGCCUGCUCUUCAGUAUCCCUGGUGGCUCAGGAGGGAAGGGAAGAGAUCUAGCCUUUACGUAAUCACAGUUGAGCCUCACAGCACUCUAGACUAGUGGUGUUACCUGUAUUUUAUACAUAAGAAAGUGGGCUCAGAGAGAGGAAGUAAUUUGUCCAAGGUCAGGUAGCUAUUGAGUCGAAAAAGCAGAAUUUAGUAUAGCUCAGUCUGCCUCCAAAGCUCUUGAACUUUCUACUAGAACACACUGCCUUACUGCUGGAAAUUUAAUAGAAGUCUCUGUUUGGAAAAGCUGUGGCAAAUAAACGUGACAGUUCUGA
Molecule: messenger RNA, 2111 nt
Organism: Gorilla gorilla gorilla (western lowland gorilla)
Lineage: Eukaryota; Metazoa; Chordata; Mammalia; Primates; Hominidae
Gene: SDHAF2
Product: succinate dehydrogenase complex assembly factor 2
Exons: 4
Coding region: 149-649 (166 amino acids)
Biological process (GO): protein-FAD linkage; tricarboxylic acid cycle; mitochondrial respiratory chain complex II assembly
Cellular component (GO): mitochondrion
Source: RefSeq, a predicted model, not a curated record